ACUGAUGAAAAUGGCGACGCGUUAGCGACCGAAAACACCCAAAAGGCAAACGAACGCAUGUCCCAAAUGAAGAGGAGGAGCAAUGCUGGAGGUGCCGCUAGCAGGCAAAAGUCAAAGAGACAGAGUAGCGCAUCACAACGGACUAGCAAAAGAUCCUCAACCACGUCAGGGCGUGCAUCGGUAACAAACGAGGUUGACGAUACGCGCCAGUACCAGACCAUUAUUUCUGAGGAACUUGCGGCGAAGAUGCUUGAUGCGAAAGGAAGUCGGCGCUUCAGCUCCUCGGAAAUAGAUCGAGAAGGUGGUGAGAAAGCUACGGCACUCCCUCCUGGCGUCGAGGCUGCGAAGAGCGUCGCGACCGAUCUCGGUAUCGUACAAGAAAACAACCCUGACCUUGAUCUUCGUCUAACGGACUUUACCAGUUCUCAAGUUGCACCAGCACGACCACCGGAGCUCUACGCGAGCCGAGCGCGCGGGCCGGCGCGCGAGCGUCGGGAGCGUGCGCGAAACAAAAACAGUCCCAUCAUCGGGCAGAGAAUUGUAAAAAAGGGGAGUGUAGACUCGACAGGAUUGUCAGCUGAGCCGGCGGCAGCAAAGUCAGGAGACAACAGGCAGGACGCUGUGGAAGUAGACACCGAGGAUGACGGUUCGGAGGAGGGGACUGGCCUGCAGCAAGCGAACAGUAGCAAAGGCUCGACUUCCUCUCUACGCUCGAUGGUGAAGGCAGGCGCUGCAGCCGGCCACACACAGAGUCAUGAUCCUCAGCAGCAUUACGCUGGUGCAGCGAAUUACACACAGUGGCGUGACGCUUACCAAAAAAUCCUCGAAUAUCAAGGCAGCCAUCCUCCGUUGAAGAUCCUGAACGCAGAUGCUAAGGCCACGCUGCGGAAAAAACACGCAGCCAUGCCCCACGCCGAAUUUGAAGCAUUUUGGUAUCGCUAUAACGCGCUCCACGUGCACGGCUUUCUGGGUUUGGACGGGGUCUCGCUGCCAGCUGAGCAUCUGGCGCAAGACGAUGCUGGUCUCGUCGAAUACCAAGCAUUAGUGGCAGCGAGCCGCAUCGAUGGCUCCGCCGCAACGCUCGAACAAUACCUCGGUGUUCCACUCGAGUCGGUUCUUCCUACCGUUCCUCACCUGCUAGACGAGCUGCAACAUGAGAUGCUCCAAAUUAGCGCAAUUAGCGGAGGUAACAAGUCUCUUGGUCAUGGACAGCUGCAGCGAGGUUCUGCCAUCUCUCCCACAGGUGCACCUAUAAUUGGCAAUGUAACUAGAAGUAUUUCUGCACUUGCUGCGGGUGGCCUUGAUCAGAUAAGUGAGCAGCGACGCAAUAUCGACCUUGAGAAUGGCGUCGGAGCUGUGAUUGGGGGUGGUGGCUACGUGCACUUUGUCGCCCCCGGGAAUGUUUCGAGUGUCGGUGGCGCGGCGGAACAGCGCUGGGCACUCGAGCGUGGACACUUCAGCGACUCCCCUCCGCUUGCGGGAACUCUGAUGGUUCCCACGACGCCGCGGGGGGGGUCGGGCUCGCCACGACCUGGGCACGGGCAGCAAGGUGCUGGAAAGUUAGGAGGAGGACUGACGGCAGCUCUAUCGCCAAGGCCUGGCGUUGGCGGAUCGAGCCCGACCACCUCCACCACGGCCUACGUGCCGCGAAGCAGUACUGCGACGCGCCUCAGUAUGCGUGGCGUGUACGAGACCGUUGCGGGGCGUGGUGGGCGCAUGUUGCAAAUGGAGUUGCAGGAGGCCGCAACCCGUGCAAAGAAUCUGGAGGUCAAGCAGGGUUCUUCGGUCAGAACAAAGAAGCCCUUGUCGGGUCCCUUUGCGGAAGUUGAUGCAAGGCUUGCCGCGGAAGCGAGAGAGAGAACCAAAUGGAAGGCGAAGGCUGCGCUUCGCGCCUACCACGUGAAAGAUCCGCCUGGAGUCGGCGUUCCGGGUCCCGGGGCUUACGCUCACCCCGAAGAAAAAAUUUCAGCGAAAAGAAUGCCUGCUUAUUCCUUUGAACGUGCCGACAUGCACAUACACAACGGACGCAUUCGAAGCAGCACGCGUUGGGCGCAGUCGAACAAGGAUCGAGCGUUUCACCCAGCUAGGCGGUUAGAAGACUCCGAUGAUCGCCACAUCGGUCCUGGGGCUUACAACAUCGAGAAAUUUGGCAAGCUGAAUAUCCUGGACAAAGCCGUCUUCGAGUCACCGGGAGAUGCACUGCGAAGGGCAAUGGGACUGCAGAAACGCCACGAGAACGAUCAUGCAGCACGCGACGCAGCGUCAACGAGACUGACGUGUCCCGGUUGCCUCAAACGCUUUCCUCGCACCACGCGAGGAGAGCAAUUCGCUGCGCACAUUGCCGCGUGUCCAGAUCUGCCCAAGUUCCCCGUGAUGAGUAUGUCAGCGUUCCAAAAAACGCUCGCGCACCUGGUAGACCAGCCUCACGCCGACGUAGCGUCGCUGCUUGGCUUAGAAAUGACUCCAACACCGGAGCAUUUGAAGCAUAGCCACCACGCUCAUGCAAGGAAAAGCGGCCGCGUACCCCAUGCUGGAAUUAUGACAGAGCACGGCGAGCAUGUCGUCGAGACUGAUGGCAUGACGCGCAAGCCGCGCCUCCAUCGCGUUCAUAUCCAGACAGAUCCGAAGGACCGCGAGGCGGAAGUGCCUCUGGAACAGACUGACUUCGUGGAGGACAUCGCAGACUCUGCCAAACGUGAGCACGGAUCGGGCAUAGGCCGUAUGUUGAAAAUAGCCACUGCAAUUGGCGGCCAGGCAACAGCGGCAGCACCACAUGGUCACGGUGCCGCCAAACUGCAUCACGCACACGCUAAGAGUAAAAGCAAGGGUGAGAAAAUCGACGUCGACCUACUCGUCGGAGGAGAAAAACAUAAUGCGCGAUUACGCAGAUCUAGCUUGGCCACUACUGGCUUGCUCCGGCCGCGAAGCGCCUUGCCGGAGCAGUACUCGCCGAGUGUGGAUCAGGCUAAGGGCGUCCUCGAUAGAAACGGCGCCGAAGCGCUUGCGCGCGAGAAGCGGAUGAUGCGCCAGUCCCGCGCGUCUCGUCUGCACAUGGGAACGAAAGAACGCCGAACGGCCGCACCACAAGCGCACGGCUUCGACACCUUUUUGCGAGGGGGGCCUUCUUCAUCUCCUUCUCCAGCAAGUACUAUCAGGGCAACCAUGGAUUGGGGCACGAUGGCGGCAAGGAACACCCAACGACCGAUCAUGGCCGCGCAACGAACGACAACGGCCGUUCGAAAUCAAGGGAGUACCACGUCCAUUGCCUCAACAACCUCAAUCGGCUCAACCGCAUCAAGCGCGAUGAAGGCGCGGGCGACGCGACUAAGAGCAACAGCCGUAGGAGCACCAAAAAAGGGUACCACACGUCUUGAAAGCGAGAUUGGACUCGCCUGUCGAUACUGUCAAUGUCGUCUGAGAUCCGAGAAAGAACGAACCUUGCACGAGCGCUGCAUCUGCAUACAUCGGCCGUACUGAAGAUUUUCUUUUUAUUUUUGGGUUGGCCUUAGAAGUUUCUAUUCUGUAUCUGUAAUUGGCUUUGGCAGACAACCAUUGCCAUUCCCCCUGUCUAACGAAAAUAAACAAUAACAAAUUCGUUUUUUGUAUUCGACGGUUGUAAUUUAGAUUUUAAUUCUUGUUUUGCCGGCAUCAUACACGUAAAGGUAGAGUUUGGUGUCAAAAAAUAUGAUGAAAUAUCUGCUGGAGAGCAUCAACAUCUUUCUCUAGAGACUCGUCUAGUCCUGAAUAUCGCAUUCAUCAAAAACAACAGGUGCGAUUGCCCACACAUGGUUCAUGGCUGUCCCGUAGUUUUGCCAGCCUGCGAGAUUCCAGCUCACGCCGCCACCUGUCCCUUCAAAGACGCCGUCUAUGACCCGAAUAAAGCUCUCGAAUCUCCGGGUGCUCGUCCUUCUGGCGUUGUAGUUGCAACAUUAAGUGUCACGCGUACUACUCCUGCAGCGAUUAGUAGUCCAACUACUACAGUUGGUCAAGCCAAAAACAGCGCGCUGCUGCAACUACCCACUACCAAAAAGAAGGCUGGCGCAUUUGGCGUCAAGAAUGCAGCGUCAGAGAAGAAAGAUGAAGACGAGGAGGAAUCGGACUACGAGGAAGAAGACGAAUCUUUAGGCAAGGACUAGGCUGAAAAGUGAACACAACGAAAUUUAGAUUUUUCUUGAUGAAGCAAGAGACGCUGCACAAAUUUACGUGUUUCCGUGGAAAGACAACAUCAUGAAAAUGAUGCUGACAUGGAAACUCAAAUUGAUCGACCACGAGAUGUGAAUGAAAGAAUCAGCAUGAGUGUUUCUGCAUGCUGCUGUAAAUCUCUUCACCACAUCACACGCUUCUAAGGGAUUGUAAUUCAUGAAUGUACAGAUUGUUUUGGUGUAAAUCUGAUGCUAAUCUUCGGGAACACGGGAAACAAAAGAAAUAACGAGAGCCUACUCAAAGUCAGACUCCUCGUCUUGGAGGUGUCAUCUGAUUUAGUAUUUCUACUAUACUGAGAUCAAAUUAUAACAGUAAACAAUAUAACGUGGAAGCAUAAUAAUUUCUUUGGGAUGCGCCGAACCAUGAUUCAUGAAAACUCGACGUAUUAAGUAGAUUGAUGAUUACUAUGUACUACAAAUAGAUGAUAUUACAACUACAACACGCAAUGCAACGAAUGUGCACAUGCACAUCUUGAUGUGGGAUACAUUUUUUUCUUGACUAGAUCUAAGAACCGGAAACACAAAUUCAUCUACACGCAGUCACAGGGAACAAUGGUGACGUGAAUUUGCUGUACUAACGAACUUCUAUGAUCAUGGGAAACAUAAUGAUACAACAUCUGUACGGAUCGCUGAGCUCUGAU
Amoebophrya sp. A25 is the source of this 4843-nucleotide messenger RNA. The record is from the annotation of a GenBank genome assembly. Lineage: Eukaryota; Dinophyceae; Syndiniales; Amoebophryaceae.